AUGGACGCAGCAGCGAAAGGGAGCGUGGGCAAUCGGAAGCGACGUCCAGUCGGCCCAGCAAAGGAACGAGGACGAGGGAUGGCAAGGAAGCGGCGAAGAAACCAUCGGGGCCCUUCAGCAGGUGUCGAUUCAUGGAUGAAGACUUGCGACUUUGUGGUGAUCAGGUGGAUCCCCUGUUGCUGGAGAGCGAGCGUGAUUUCCUGGUCGUUGCCAGUCUUGGCGCGCAGAAAGUGGGGCGCUCCACGGUACUCUCAACGCUGCUGUCACCCUUCUUUCACGAGAACGGCUCGUCCACCGGCCAUUCAUCACCAGGUGCCCCUGGGCAUUCAUUCUGCGGAGACCUUUCUUGAAGGAGGACCAUCAUAUUCGGGUGUUGACCUUUGUGUUACGAUGGAUCGCUUGGUGCUGCUGGAUGCGCCAGCGCUCUUUGAGUCACUCCCAGCGCAUCCCCUGGGCGAUCCGAAGAGUGAACUCUACUUGACGAUUUUCCUUGCGUCCAUUUGUCACUGCAUUCUGGUGGUCACAGAUACUGCUGUGGACCCUGAGCUCUGGAGCUUCCUGCGAUUGUUGGCCACUCUGAAGUCCAAGGUGCCCGAUUUGGGUUCCUGGCUCCGGUCCAAGCAGGCCUUUGAUGGCGAGGAUACAAAUGCCAAUGCCAACACCAAGGAGACUGUGCAGUCGCUGCCGCGACUGCUGGUGGUCUUCAACAACGUGGAGGAGACCGAGGAGACCGAAGAACUGGAAGACUUCCUGAAACACAGCGAGUGGAAGGCUGCCCCCUGGAUCCGUUGCGCACGAGCUCCGCAUCUGCCAGGGCAGAGCGCCCGUGAGAUGUUAUGCAGCAAAGAAGCAGCAACUCUGGGGAAGAGCCUAAGGCAACAGCUGGCUGAAGGAGUGCCUGGUGGCUUUGGUGGGUUGCCACUCACAGAGAAGCAGUGGCUGCACCAUGUCUUGGACUAUUGGGAGUUCAUCCACAAGCGAAGCGAUGUUCAGUCCUACUUCGAUCUCCUGUCUUCAGGUCGUUUGAAGAGCUUCGAUUCCCCUGAUCCAAAGUCCAGUUGA
Molecule: messenger RNA, 1062 nt
Organism: Cladocopium goreaui
Lineage: Eukaryota; Dinophyceae; Suessiales; Symbiodiniaceae
Source: the annotation of a GenBank genome assembly